This is a messenger RNA of Girardinichthys multiradiatus, 1160 nucleotides long. RefSeq names its product collagen triple helix repeat-containing protein 1-like. The coding region runs from base 92 to 862 and encodes 256 amino acids. The transcript is spliced from 5 exons. Lineage: Eukaryota; Metazoa; Chordata; Actinopteri; Cyprinodontiformes; Goodeidae. The record is from RefSeq and is a predicted model, not a curated record.
CCUGCCCUCCUCCGGCCUUCUGGAGUCGGGCUGUCGCUUCACAUCUCUCCCUCACACAGCGCACAGUUACUCGGCUGCCACCACCGGCAGGAUGUCUCCUCUGGCGAGCCGCUUGCUCGUUCUCCUCUGCCUGGCUUUACCACUUCACGGAGUGGAAAAGGUGAGAAAUAGGGGCUACCGAAAGGAACCAGACGCUGACAAGUCCACAGUAAAUGAUGCAGACACACCCAACUGCACUAGACACUCCUUGGAUGAGGGAAGAUCUCCUUUUCUGAACAGCAUGUAUGGCAGCUGCAUGCAAGGCCCGGCAGGCACCCCUGGAAGAGAUGGCAACCCUGGAGCCAAUGGCAUUCCGGGCACACCAGGUAUCCCGGGCCGUGACGGGCUCAAAGGUGAGAAAGGGGAAUGCGUCAGUGAGGUUUUUGAGGAACCCUGGAGGCCCAACUACAAGCAGUGUGCCUGGAACUCACUAAAUUAUGGGAUCGAUCUGGGUAAAGUAGCUGACUGCACAUUCACCAAGCUGCGUUCAGACAGUGCUCUCAGAGUCCUCUUCAGUGGUUCACUACGACUCAAGUGCAAGAAUGCCUGCUGCCAGAGGUGGUAUUUCACCUUCAAUGGAGCUGAGUGCACAGGACCCUUGCCAGUCGAGUCAAUCAUUUACUUGGACCAGGGGAGUCCGGAGCUCAACUCGACUAUUAACAUCCACAGAACAUCCUCAGUUGAGGGGAUGUGUGAGGGCAUCAAAGCGGGGUUGGUGGAUGUGGCAGUGUGGGUGGGGACCUGCGCCGAUUACCCCAGGGGAGACGCUUCUACAGGGUGGAAUUCUGUAUCCAGGAUUAUCAUUGAGGAACUGCCUAAAUGAAAGACCAAGUUCAUUUGAAAGGAAGGACCCAGUCUUUGUAGUCUAGCAGCGUAUGGCCUGGCACUCCAAAAUUAUCAGGUAUGGCUGGCUGAGGCAUCACUGAUUGUAACUUGAAUAUUUUUUUCUUUGAAUACACAUACAAUAAAUAUUGUUGCUCUGUCUCCUACAAAUAAACUGUACUGUAGCUUUGUCUGCUGGUGGCAUGUUAAUAGAUUGCAGCAACCAUUCAGUGUCCUUAAAAUGUACUGUAUGACAUGUAUAUGAAUCACUUCUGUCAAUAAAAUCACCGUUUUGUAAA